Saccostrea cuccullata (small rock oyster) is the source of this 1445-nucleotide messenger RNA. RefSeq lists its product as uncharacterized. Gene Ontology annotation, biological process: negative regulation of translation; protein polyubiquitination; proteasome-mediated ubiquitin-dependent protein catabolic process. The transcript has a single exon. Lineage: Eukaryota; Metazoa; Mollusca; Bivalvia; Ostreida; Ostreidae. Gene Ontology annotation, molecular function: protein binding; ubiquitin protein ligase activity; translation repressor activity. The coding region runs from base 38 to 973 and encodes 311 amino acids. The record is from RefSeq and is a predicted model, not a curated record.
CCUUUUACCACCAAGUUUCUCUACUCAUUGGAUAAGCAUGGGAAAUCUCCGUCAAAUGUUUGGUUCCCUGUCAGCAUUAUCGAUUACAACAGAAGAGCAUGGUUACACAAUUGACACUCCAAAAACUAUAUUCUCUCCUCCAGUCAAACAAUUGCUUGAUGAACCAAAGCGCAUCGCCACCAUACAUACUCGAUUUGAAAGACUUAGUAGUAUUAUAUGUCUCAAUGAUGAAGAAUUUUGGACUUGCGGAGAUGAUAAAUUCAUAAAACUUUACAACCGUAAAGGUAAACUACUCAAAUCAAUUAAAGCCAAGUCAGGGAAUCAUCCAAUAGAUAUUGCAGUAACUAGAAGAAGAAAUCUGAUCUAUAUUGAUUAUGAAUCUGUAUACGAAGUGAGGGAUGAAAAGAUUCAUGAAAUUAUUAAAAUAAAUUGGAAAUGGGAAUUGUUUGAUUCCUGGGACCUUAACUCUGUCUGCAGUACCUCCUCUGAUGACCUUCUGGUUAUCUUGCACAAUGGUUAUCGUAAACAAACAAAAGUUGUUCUUUUCUCAGACUAUAAGGAAAAACAAACAAUUCAGUUUGAUAGUGAGGGCCAACCUCUCUAUUCAUCGGAUUACAGCAGUAGAAACGUUUGCGAGAACAGGAACCUGGAUAUCUGUGUGGCUGACGGUGGAGCCAAUGCAGUAAUUGUGGUUAAUCAGGCAGGGAAACUCAGAUUUAGAUACACUGGUACUACUUCCGCCACAAACAGAUCAUUUUAUGUUUACGGCAUCACAUCAGACAGCCAUAGUCAUAUUCUGAUAGCAGACUAUAACAACCACUGUAUUCACAUUCUAGAUCAAGACGGACAGCUCCUCUGUUGCAUUUAUAACCAUGACCUAUAUCGUCCCUGGGCUUUAUGCCUUGACGCCAGAGACAACCUUUAUAUAAAUGAGCGUUACAGCGGUAUAAUAAGGAAAAUCAGAUACAUGUAGCGCUGUAAAUAUACUCUCUUAAGAACGUCUUUUUUAUUUGAACAUUUUAUCUAUGUAUAUUCAUUUGUAUAUUCAUAUCAUAAUCAUAAUUAAGUUUUUAAUAAUCAUCUGAACAGUAAAUGAUUGAUUGAUUGUAUGUUGCUUAACAUCGUUUUUGAGAAUCUUUCACUCAUAUGGAGACGCCACCACUUGCCGGUUAAGAGCUACAAAUUUCGUCCUAUACUUGGCGCCCAGGGCCAUUGAGUAAUGAGGGAUCUUUUUCGUGCCAGCAUCUACUGCGACACUGGAAUUUGGUCCAUAGGUCUCAUCCGAAGAUCCAAUCUCCACAUCCCACAGUAGGAUUCGAACCUGUGACGUUAGGAACGACUCUAUACUUCGCAAUUCUAAAGCAGACGUUCUUUCCACUGUGCUACGCAGGUCACUCUGUAGGUAAAAUGGGCAUUUAACUAAAAUAAAAUUUCAUAAAAAGCAA